CUCUGUUUCUAGGGUUUCAGCGGGAAUUGCCGAUUGCUUUCGCUCUAGAGAUCGAAUUUUAAGACCUGUCAAUGCACAAUGGAGAAUAUGCAAUAUGCUGAAGAACUUGUAAGGGAGUUUCUGGUGUUCAGAGGUUUUACAAAUACACUGCAAGCAUAUGAAACAGAAUUGUCAACAGAUAUUGGUAGAGGCUUUCAAGUGGACAAGAUCUUAGACUUGAUAUUCUCUGUGUAUGUUCCUAAAUAUCAAGCAGAUAAGUUAGUUGGUUUACUAAAUUUCUUCAAGCAAUGUUUCUUCUCGUCUUCGGAGGCAGUGCUUAUCUCCACACUAUCGAAGCUAGAGGUGUCUAUAUUGCGGUAUUACAUUGUCCAUGCCAUACAAUCUGGAAGACGAGACAAAGUUGUGGAUUUUUUUGGGGCAAAUGGAAACACUUUGUUGCUGAAACGAGAAGAUUGGAUCCCCUGGUUUGCAAUUAUAUACAUCAAGAAUCCAAGCUUGGACCCACAGUUUCGAGUUUAUUUCUCAAAGGAGUGGUUUGAUGCCUUGCAUCUUUCCUUUAGGAAUUUCUUAAGUGAGAUCUUUAGUGGUAUUCGAAUUCCUGCUCUGCUAAAGAUUAGUACAGAAAAGAAUACUGUUAAACGUCUCAAAAAUGAUAUAAAGCAAUUAAAUGAUAAGUUGUCACAACUCCAGGCGUUGCUAGAGACAAAAGAAGCUGAAAUAUCUCACCUUAGAAGUAUGGCUGCAUCAACAUCAGCAACAGCUUUAAUUUCCCAGAAAAGCAUCUCUACUUCAAAUGAUGACAGUCAUUCUCUAGAGGAUCUCUUAGCUCCGUCUGCUGCCAAUGAUGAUGGCAGUAAUCUUCCGGUAAAGGAUCUUAAAGUGGCUGGUGCUUCAUUUCCAUCUCAACUUGGAGAAACAAUAUGCUCUGAUGAUGGAAUUCCUUUGAGAUCUACUAAUGCUCUCCAGGAGUCAACUUUCUCUUCAUCAAAAGCAGUAGUUGUUUCGAAUUCCAUGGGUGAACUCACUAAUAUAUAUGAUGAUGCUAAGGAGUCUCUUCCCUCAGACAAUACGAGGGAAAUGUUGAGAGAAGAUGACUUCCCUGAAGUGAGAGUGGAUUUUCAGGAGACAUUCUUAGGACAUACCAGUCCUAUUAGCAGGUGCCGCUUUUCGGCCUCUGGAACCAACAUUGCUAGUGCUUCUGUUGAUGGCACUGUCAGGAUCUGGACAUAUGACUCAUCAACUCCAACAUCCAAAAAUGCUACUAUAUAUUGUGGAGCUGAAAUAAUGUCUCUAGACUGGGAAUGCAGAUCUGACCGUUUGUUGCUCAUAGGCACAGCUGAUGGUGGUAUUAAAGCAUGGAAUGUUGAUGCAAAGAGAGUUGUAUGUGAUCUUAACACAUCAGCCAAUUUUCCUAGUGUUUUGGACUUGAAAUGCAGCCCUGUGGAACCAGUUUUUGUCUCUGCUGCUGCUUCUAGAUGUCAAGGUACAAAUGAAAUUGACAAACUGGGGUUGGCUUCAUUGACUGUUUGGAAUAUGAAGACAUGGAAGGCUACGACAGUGCUUCCGCUUGGUGAAGACCCACCGGCAAUUACUUCUCUCUGUUUCAAUCACAACGGGAAAAUUUUAGCAGCUUCCGCUAUUGACGGAAUGAUUCAUAUGUUCGAUAUGUCAGCGGGCCUUCAAAUAACUGGAUGGCCAGCUCAUGAUGCAGCAGUAAGUUCUGUGCUAUUUGGACCUGAUGAGACAAGCAUAUUUAGUCUGGGUUCUGAUGGAAAGAUAUUCGAAUGGAGCUUGCAUAACCAAGGUCAAAUUCUUUGGUCGAGAGACUGUAGUAGGUUUUGUUAUCCGGAAAGCACAAAAGUCUGCAGACAUGAGGUAGGAUUGGACUUCAGUGGCCGGAGAUUAUUAGUGACAUCUGGUUUGGUCAGGUCCCCUAUUUACCAGGUUCAAGGUCAUAUGAGCGCGCUAAGAACACUACCGCACAGCGCUGCCAUAACGACUGUUGAUUGGCAUCCGACUCUUCCAAUGUUCCUCACCGGAUCUGCAGAUCACUCGGUUAGAGUUACAUCUAUCGCUCCGUAAUUCACUGUUUUAUUUCGAAACACUUGUACAAAAUUCAGAUAUCAGCGGUGUUCACUUCGUUUGGAUUGUGUUGUGUGAAAUUUGAUUCUUGUAAGAUAUAAAUUAUUGUUGACUUUGUGUACAAUUAUUUUGAAUAAUUUGAUACAUGAACAAACUUAGUUCAA
Molecule: messenger RNA, 2246 nt
Organism: Dioscorea cayenensis subsp. rotundata (Guinea yam)
Lineage: Eukaryota; Viridiplantae; Streptophyta; Magnoliopsida; Dioscoreales; Dioscoreaceae
Product: WD repeat-containing protein 91 homolog
Exons: 16
Coding region: 79-2082 (667 amino acids)
Molecular function (GO): protein binding
Source: RefSeq, a predicted model, not a curated record